Messenger RNA from Schizophyllum commune H4-8, 2425 nucleotides. Its product is annotated as PARP-domain-containing protein. Gene Ontology annotation, molecular function: NAD+ poly-ADP-ribosyltransferase activity. The record is from RefSeq and is a predicted model, not a curated record. NCBI's taxonomy places the organism in Eukaryota, Fungi, Basidiomycota, Agaricomycetes, Agaricales, Schizophyllaceae. The coding region runs from base 20 to 2383 and encodes 787 amino acids. The transcript is spliced from 14 exons.
CGACCACCAUCAUCUCAAGAUGCCCCCUCGCAAGAAGGCAGAUUUCGACGCGGCCCCCGCGGUGCCUACGCGCCAGAGCUCGCGUAUCAAGGCCGCCGCGGCAGCUGCACCGCCGCCUGCGCCUGCGCCGCCUGUGAAGAAGGCCCCAGCGAAGAAGGCGGCGGCGAAGAAGAAGGAAGUGGAAGAGGAGGAGGAGGAAGGUGAAGAAGAGGAAGAGACGAAGCCUAAGGCACGGUCGAGAGCUGGGUCAAGGGCUGGGUCUAAGCCACCUUCGACUACCAAGGCAAAGGCUCCGGCGAGGAAGCCUGCUUCCAAGGCUGCGGCCAAGAAGACGGUUGAGGAUGUACAGGAGGAGGACGAGGAGGAGGAAGAGCCGCAGCCAAAGUCGAGGUCUCGCGCAGGCUCGAGGGCAGGUUCGAAGCCCCCUUCGACCACGAAGCCGCGCGCCACGUCGAAGAAGCCGGCCACAAAGGCUGCUGCGAAGAAGACGGUGGAUGAUAUUGCGGAAGCUGAUGAGGAAGACGAGGAUGAGCUCGAGGCGGAUGCGGACCAGGAGACAGAUGCGCAGCCAACGGGGAAGCGGCGGUCGCCGAAGGGCUAUCGCGCGAGGGCCAAGCCCAACUCCGACGCGAAGGCAAAGCCCAAGUCAGAUACGAAACCCAAGUCGACGGGCAAGCGCGCCCGCGCUGUCACCCCGUCCGACGAUGAGGACGAGCAGCAGGCGAAAACGGCGAGCAAGAAGGCGAAGAAGGCUGCUGCUGUGGACGAUGAUGCGAUGGACGAGGAUGACGAGCCGCCGGCGAAGAUGGUCUCCGUCCUAAAGCGCGGCGCCGCCCCCGUGGACCCGGAAUCCGGGAAAGUCUCCACUCACCAGGUCUAUGCGAAUGCCGAGGGCGUCUGGGACGCUAUGCUCAACCAGACUGAUAUUGGGGCGAAUAAGAACAAGUUCUACGUCAUCCAGCUGCUUCACCCUAUCGAUAACGAGAGUUCCUGCUGGCUGUACACGCGCUGGGGCCGCGUCGGUGAACGUGGGCAGAGUCAGCUGAAGGGUCCCUGGCCUCCGGCUACCGCGGUGAGCGAGUUCAAGAAGCAGUUCAAGGCGAAGGCGGCUGUGCCCUGGGAGCAGCGCGUGGGUAUGGUGGCGAAGAAGGGCAAAUACUUCUGGCUGGAGCGCGACUUCGGUGACGAGGACAAGGCCGAGGAGCCGAGCAAGAAGGGUAAGGGGAGGAAGUCAGAGCGCGAGGCGACGCCGAUUCCUGAUAGCAGCCUCGAUGCGGAGGUGCAGGAUCUGUGCAGGCUGAUUUUCAAUACUGCCCUCAUCGACGCGCACCUCUCCUCUAUGAACUACGACGCGAACAAGCUGCCACUCGGCAAGCUCUCGAAGAACACGAUCCUGCAGGGCUUCUCCGCACUCAAGCAGCUCGCGGACGUGAUCAAGGACCCGAACGGCGAGGUCGCGAAGGCGAAUGGCGGCCAGAGGGCGGCGAUUGAGCAUUUUAGUGGGGUGUAUUAUUCGAUCAUCCCGCACGCAUUCGGCCGCAACCGCCCUACGCCGAUUGGCGAUGAGAGGGUGUUGAAGGCGGAACUCGACCUCGUUGACGCCCUCGGGGACAUGGAAGUCGCCUCCAAGCUCAUCAGCUCCAGCACCCCGCGCGACGAAUCCGGCGCGCCCAUGAACCCCCUCGACGCCAAGUUCCGCUCGCUCGAGCUCACGCGGAUGGAGCCCAUUGCGCGCGCCAGCGCCGAGUUCGCCGCGCUCGAGGCGUAUGUGAACAAUACGCACGGCGCGACGCAUCAUUUCCGGGUCGGCGUAAGGCAUAUAUAUCGGGUGGAGAGGGAGAGCGAGACGGUGGCGUGGAAGAAAGCUGGGUUUGAUCGGUUGGGGGAGGGCGAGAGGAUGUUGUUGUGGCAUGGGUCGAGGACGACGAAUUUUGCGGGGAUUUUGAAGCAGGGGUUGAGGAUUGCGCCGCCGGAGGCUCCCGUUACGGGUUACAUGUUCGGCAAGGGCGUGUACUUUGCGGAUAUGAUGUCCAAAUCCGCGGGCUACUGUUAUAUGGGACUGAGCGGUCAAACCGGUCUCCUCCUACUCUGCGAAGUCGCUGUCAAGCCCUUCUACGAGCGCUACGACGCCGAAUACGACGCGGACAAGGGGUGCAAGAAGGCCAAUGCUUUGGCCACGAAAGGUAUUGGCCGCACCCAACCCGUCAACUGGAAGGACGCGGGCGAGGUCCUCGGCAACGACGCGCUCAAAGGCUGCCAUAUGCCCGAUGGUCCGUGCGAUAACAAUGCGGACCCGAAGGCGUAUUUGCAGUAUAAUGAGUACAUCGUCUACAACACGGCGCAGAUCCGUGCUCGGUAUUUGUUGAUGGUGGAUCAGAAGUAGGGUUGUGGUAGAGUCGAUCUAGUAUUGCGAAUGAAUUCUCUG